CGUUGCGACGUCGCCAGCCACACUCAGCAUGCCGGGCGUGAAGCUGACCACCCAGGCCUACUGCAAGAUGGUCCUACACGGCGCCAAGUACCCGCACUGCGCCGUCAACGGGCUUCUGGUGGCCGAGAGGCAGAGGCCACGCAAGGAGCACCCGCCGGGCGCAGGCGCCCAUACUCUCUUCGUGGACUGCAUCCCGCUUUUCCACGGCACGCUGGCCCUGGCGCCCAUGCUGGAGGUGGCGCUCACUCUGAUUGACUCAUGGUGCAAAGAGAACAGUUAUGUGAUCGCCGGCUAUUAUCAAGCUAACGAGCGUGUGAAGGAUGCCAGCCCAAACCAGGUGGCAGAGAAGGUGGCCUCCAGGAUCGCCGAGGGCUUCAGUGACACCGCACUCAUCAUGGUGGACAAUGCCAAGUUCACGAUGGACUGCGCAGCACCUACCAUCCAUGUGUACGAGCACCAUGAGAACAGGUGGAGAUGCAGAGAUCCACACCACGACUACUGUGAAGAUUGGCCGGAGGCACAGAGGAUCUUGGCAUCACUCCUGGACAGCCGCUCCUAUGAAACGCUUGUGGAUUUUGAUAACCAUCUGGAUGACAUUCGGAACGACUGGACAAACCCUGAGAUCAACAAAGCAGUUCUGCACCUGUGCUAGACGAGGGCCAUGACAGCUGGACACUCCACCACAGAGAAGAGGAAAGCAUAUUUUUAAAUUUAGAGGAGUAAUCACUUAGCCUGAUGGGAAGCUGCAAGUCUGUGAUGUGUGCCUUGGAAGGGGAGUCCGGUCGGCGUCCUUCAGGGCAGGGCUGUGGAGAGGUUUGGUUCUUAGUCCUGUGCUGCCCAAUCCUGCCCAGCAGAGCUCUUUCUGCUUGUCCCAGGUUGUUCCCAUUAAACAAUUCUAGCCUUUUAUAA
Peromyscus leucopus (white-footed mouse) is the source of this 909-nucleotide messenger RNA. RefSeq names its product ER membrane protein complex subunit 8. Lineage: Eukaryota; Metazoa; Chordata; Mammalia; Rodentia; Cricetidae. Bases 29 to 652 code for a protein of 207 amino acids. Gene Ontology annotation, cellular component: EMC complex. The record is from RefSeq and is a predicted model, not a curated record. The transcript has a single exon.